Closterium sp. NIES-67 is the source of this 1734-nucleotide messenger RNA. NCBI's taxonomy places the organism in Eukaryota, Viridiplantae, Streptophyta, Zygnematophyceae, Desmidiales, Closteriaceae. The record is from the annotation of a GenBank genome assembly.
GGUUGGACCGCAUUCCAGGCCAGAGCUAGAUGCAGCUGUAAUAUUUCGCUAGAUGCGGCUUUCCAUCCUGACACAUCCCAUUCCUGGUCGUUAUAUUUCGCUCCCUAGAAUGUAUUAGCGACGGGGGUGAAGGCAUUAACCGCUUCUAUCUACCCUCUGUCGUCUCCCGACUCGACUCAACAAGAACAAAAACGAGCGCAUGAGUCUCUGACGUCCGUCGUUCGCACCCGUCGUUCGCCCUUCGGCCGCAUCCGAUCCGUCCAGGCUGUUCGCCCGAUAGCCUUUCGCCGGCAUCUUAGCCUCAUCAGCGUCGCCGGUAGCGACGGACGUCUCCUUCCGUUUUGGUUCUAGGUUUAGAGUUAAGCCUAGACAGUGUCUCGGGCUUUCUCGAUUCCCUCCUCGUAGCCUCACCUCCGUCUCCGGUAGCAACGGCCGUCUGCUGUUGCCUCUCUCCUCGUAGCCUCAUGCUGCUGUUGAGGAAUCGAGGUUGCCCGACACUCUGGCCUCUCUCCUCGUGACUCCCGGUUUAGAAUUGCGAUAGACUAGAGCGUCAGGCAACCUCGAUUUCUCUCUAGCCGAGAUCGUCAAACGAAUCGGUUACAGCUGUAACUACCAUAUGAGUUGUAACCAUCAUACAAUUCGUCAGGCUGACGAUCUAUAAUGAUUAAACGAGUUGUAUUGUCAGAGUAGCUAUAGAAAUAUAUGUGGCAGGAACCACUUGACAUUGUAACCCACAGAAUCACACCACAAGUUGUUGGCGUCAGGCGAGCUGUAACCGUCAGGCGAGCUGUAACCACUAGACAAGCCGAAGAGCAGCCAAGCUAGCAUCAGGAGGGUUCGGGUCCAGCAGGCAUGGCGGCAUGGCUGAUGCGGCUGAAAUACAAGCUCCAGAAGGUUAACUUGUACAGCUUCGUGCUUGAGGACAUCUACAUGAAGAAGAGCCAGGGAAGGCGGCCCCCCUACUUCAAUAUGGUAGCAGCUCUAUCCAAAAUUCUGGACAGCGAGUCGUCUUAUCUAACCGCGCUCAAGCCAUCAGCGCUGGGCGGCGAGUCCAUGAGGCCGACUAUAAGGGGGACCAAGGACGAGUGGGUGCUCUUCCGGUAUCUGCCGCCGACUCGUUGGCAUCCCAUUUUCGUCGGAGAUGUUGUGGCGUUGAGCCCUGAUCCCCCUUCUUUCGCCGCCAACUCGGCCAGUCCGUCUCCCAACGACGCCGCCAGCCCAGCCAGUCAGCUCCCCGGCAACGCCGCCAACCCAGCCAGUCCCGAGGCAGAAGCAGCACCCGCACCAGUCCCCUUUGUUUUCCGGCGAGUGGCAGCCGUAGCUGGAGACGAGAUGGUGUCAUCUCAGCCGUCGGAUGAGCCGGUUCGGAUAGAGAGAAAUCACUUUUGGCUACUUGCUGACAACCCUGCUGUUCCUGCAAAGGAGGCUCUAGACAGCCGCACCAUUGGCCCCGUGCACAUAAGAGACAUAGUGGGAAGGGCACUGUAUGUGGUGCGCUCGGCUGUGGAUCAUGAGCCCAUACAGAACAGUGACCAAGCCACCAUAGAUGAUGCACCUACAAUGGCAAUGGAGUGUAAUAUAGAGCAGCUAUUGGAGAGAAUUAAGGAAGAACAAUUAGGUUUAUGAUGUGUUCGUUUAGUGAAGAUGGUUGACGCUUUUCAGUGAGAAGACUCUGCUGCUCACCCUUCAGUAUCGACGCUAUUGCUCUUAUUACGGCGCACAGUGGCUACUUCU